AUGGCUCAGAAAAGCCCUGCAAACAACAGCAUUAAUCUCCUCUACAAGGACUUGACCUCCGAGGUAACCAGGCGCCGAGUCACCAUGAUCAGGAGAAAAGAGAUAAUUACCCAGAAAAGUGAUGAAGCUAAGGAGAUGUUCUCCCACUUGGAUUUGGAACAAGUCCCUCCCCCUCGCAGGACCCACCUCACAGUACCUCCCGCCCCACCUCCUUCUCCAGCUGAGGAUCCCAUGCUCUCCUAA
Nomascus leucogenys (northern white-cheeked gibbon) is the source of this 243-nucleotide messenger RNA. RefSeq names its product myocilin opposite strand (gene MYOCOS). NCBI's taxonomy places the organism in Eukaryota, Metazoa, Chordata, Mammalia, Primates, Hylobatidae. The record is from RefSeq and is a predicted model, not a curated record.